UCAUCCAAAUUAAGAACAAAUCAUUGCAAUAUAACACGAAAUCAAGCCAAUUAACAUAGAAACUUCAUAGAUGUAGCCAAUUCCAAAUACAUAAAAUCAAUUAUCGGGGGGAAAUGUAGAAGAUAUCGAUCAAUAUUUUUGGCCCUACUCUUAACUUUGCAAUUUGGAACCAAAAUGAAUCAAAUCAACCAUUCAUUUCAUUUGGUAGUGAAAAUGGGGGAAAUAAAACUAGAGAUCCAGGAAACAAAGAAUAAAUAGUGAAAAUGAAGUUUGAUGGAACUCCACGAUCGACAUGGCUGGCACCAAUAUAUACAAACAAAACUGAUUGGUGAUGGGUGGUCCAUCGAUACGAGCCGGCCGGUCGGGCAACUUGAGGAGGGAUCGAGCUGGCGGAAGAGAAGAAUAUGUAGGAUACGAAGCAGCUGCUAUUUCUGUGUGUGGGGGGUGAUUGAUUCAAUCUGUGGAGCCCCAUCGAAGCUCCUCCAUCUCUGCUUGCAAUGGCAUACUUGGUUCGUGCUUGCUGCAUCAUACCACGUUUCGGGUUCGGUUUUUCGGGUUUACCCGAAACUGACCCGAUUAUAUACAUUUCCGGUUUUUCGGGUUUAGGUUCGUUUUUUGUUUCGGAUUCGGUGUUGCUUAUCGGUUUUUCGGGUUCCGGCUAAAAACAUUUAAUGAAUAGAACUCAGCCUAUAUUCUUAGACGUUCGGGUUUUUCGGGUUUCGAUUUUCCUUUAACCAAACCCGAACCCGAUAAGAAAUUUUCGGGUUUCGGGUAAUCGGAACCCGCAAGUCCUUAUCGGGUUCGGGUUCGGUUUCAAUAAUUUUCGAUUUCGAGUUUUUUAGGUUUCGAUUUGAGUAACCGAACCCGACCCGAACUGACACCUCUACGUACCAGACAGAGACAGAGGGAGGAGAGAGAGAGAGAGAGUGGCCACACUUGCUGCUUGGUUCAAUUCUUGUUGUGAGUGUAACAGUGUUUGAUGAGAUCCUAACAAUCAAACAAGCUAGGCAAGCCUUAUUUCUUUGGUUGUGUCCACAUCUUCUCCAUGUUAACACGUACCCACCCCAACUCAGCUGGACCCCGCCCGCCCUCGAUCAUAUCAUUUCAAAUUCUCUCAAUCAACCAUGAAAUGGCACCUCAUCUCUCAUGCUGCUAAUUAAUAUGUUUGGUAUUCGAGUGGAUAAUUAACGAGGUUUCUGAUUUCCUUAGUGCCAAUAUAACUAGUUUUAAAUCUCGAGGUUCAGGUUUAAAUCCUUUCAAUAAUACCUUAUCAUAAAAUCUAACUAGUUUUAUUAAAAAAAUGUUGUUAAACCUCAUACUAACUAUAGGAUACUGUUUAGUGUAGCAUAGUGCAAACCAUUGUUAUAAGAACCGCAUCGGAUCAACGGCUAGGCUAGUAGAAUUGCCAAACCAAUUACGAUAGCGUUCAGUUCAUUGCUUGGACGGUUAUUGAUGGACUAAACGGUUUUUCCAAGUACAUUCCGAAAUUAUGUCUAUGAUAAAAAAAAAAGAACUUGGAGAUCUUGGAGAUACCAAGUAUGUCUAGUGGUUCGGUUCUAAAAACAUAUGAGCAUCAAACAAGGGCUUGGUCUAGUGGUAAUACCACUAAUCUAGAACUUGGAGAUCCCAAGUAUGAAUCACUUAAAUAGUACCUUAAUAACAAAAAAAAAAAAAAAAGUUAAACCUAUAUCACCUUUAUAAAACAAUAAAAAAAAAAUGGCACAACUAGUGACAUGGUGGACAACUAAACCAAGAGGUAUUGAGAAUUUCACUAAUUAAUAUGUAACUUGCAUCAUAAUAAACAAACAAAAAGAGGAAACCAUAGUACUUAUGAUCCUUCUUGGAAGUAAUAACCCCCUUCCUUCCUAGCUCUUACCAAAGCCAAGUAUCUCCCUCCUCUUUUCCCCUUUCACCAAUAUGAGAGUAGGAUGACAAUUUUGACCUGAUCCAUUUUACCCGAUCUGUUUGACCUGUUUUGGGACGGGUCCUUUUCCCCCUUCACCAAUAUGAGAGUAGGAUGACAAUUUUGACCUGAUCCGUUUUACCCGAUCUGUUUGACCUGUUUUGGGACGGGUCCGACCCGUCCCGUAGGCGGGGCGGGCAUGGAUACUCUCAUCGACCCGACCUGCCUUGACCCGCCCCAUUCUCGACCCGCUCUUGCCUAAAUUACAUGUAAUCUUAGUUAAAUUGCUUAGGAUUUUUCAUUUAUUACAUGAUAAUUUAGCUAUAAUAAAGUUAUAAUUUAGUGAAAAUCCCAAUUUCUCUAAUAAUUUAACUACAUUUAUCAUAAUAUUGUUUGUUUUCUUGGUCUUAUAAUAAAAAUAACGAAUAUUUCUAAUGUUUUUCAUAUAAAUUGCAUACCCAUUGGGUCGACCUGCCUCGACCUGCGAUCCAUGAUAAAUUACCCGACCUGCCUCAUUGCCAUUCCUAGAUGGGAGUGACACUGGUUCGUAUAUGUUUAACUGCUUUAAACUAUGAUAUAAUUCAACAUGAUACACAUUUAAUGUCUGAUGUUGAAGGUAGAAAUAAAUGUAAUUUAGCAUUUGUGUAUGCAAUAUAACACGAACAAUAACAAAACUCCAGUAAUACAAAUAUGUUAACACUAACAUAAAAUAGAAAAAUAUCUCACAGAAAAAUAUCUCAUCGAUUAUUCUCAUAAAAGAAAAAAAAAAUCUUCACCAUUACUUCCCAACUAUUUCAGUACUAAUCAACUCAUAAUCAUAAGGAUAAUGACAUUACUCUCCUCUCUUUGCCUUGUAAUCAAAUCCUACCUUGAUUAAUUAAGUUCAUCUUCUAGAAACCAACAUCGUCCCCCACCCCUUCACUACCCCAUAUAGCAAUUCCCCUCACUCUCUCUCUCUCUUGUCUUGGCCCUAUCAACAAAGUGUUCUUGUUCAAUUUCGCCCUCUUCCUCUUCCUCUUCCCCCCUCCCUAAACAAAUUUCUCCAAUUCUCUCCCAUGGUGGUUCCAUCACUGUUCAUACUUCUCCCCUUCCAGUCCCCACCAUGCCCAACUUUCGUUUCCCCUUCAUCUCCGGCCACCGCCGGCCACGACUCCCAGAACCAUACACCACCACCGCUGACAUCAGCAACGGCGGCGACGACGUCGUAGAAUGCUACGCGUGCACGCAGGUCGGCGUCCCGGUCUUCCACUCCACAACCUGCGACGCCGCCCACCAGCCCCUCUGGGAAGCCUCCGCCGGCUCCUCCUUGGUCCCCAUCCACUCCAACUCAACAACUCCACUCCCGGCCCCACGCCCGCGCCCUCGCCGCCGCCCCAGCGGCGCUUUCGGGACGGUGGUGGACCCGCGGAGCAAGCGCGUGCAGCGGCUGAACCGGGCGUUCCUCCUCGCCCGGGCCAUGGCGCUGGCGGUGGACCCGCUGUUCUUCUACGCGCUGUCGAUCGGGCGAGGGGGCUCGCCGUGCCUGUACAUGGACGGCGGGCUGGCGGCGAUCGUGACGGUGCUCCGGACGUGCCUGGACGGCGUCCACGUGGUGCACGUGUGGCUGCAGCUGCGGGUGGCGUACGUGUCGCGGGAGUCGAUGGUGGUUGGGUGCGGGAAGCUGGUGUGGGACCCGCAAGCAAUCGCGGCCCACUACCUCCGGUCGCUGAAGGGGUUCUGGUUCGACGCCUUCGUCAUCCUCCCCGUUCCCCAGGCUGUGUUUUGGCUGGUGGUGCCAAGAUUGAUCAGAGACGAGCAGAUCAAGCUGAUAAUGACAAUCAUGCUCUUAAUCUUCCUGUUCCAAUUCCUGCCCAAAGUCUACCACAGCCUCACCCUAAUGAGGAGAAUGCAGAAGGUCACCGGCUACAUCUUCGGCACCAUCUGGUGGGGUUUCGGCCUCAACCUCAUCGCCUACUUCAUCGCCUCCCACGUCGCCGGCGGAUGCUGGUAUGUCCUCGCCAUCCAGCGCGCCUCUUCCUGCAUAAAGCAGCAGUGCAACUUGUCCUCCAACUGCGACCUUUCCUUGUCUUGCUCCGAAGAGCUCUGUUUCCGCCUUGUCCUGCCUGAUGCAUUGGCUGCCGGCAGCGGCUCUUGUGGUGGUUAUAGUAACUCGAGUAGUACCAGGACUCCGAUGUGCUUGGACAUGGAUGGCAGUUUCAAGUAUGGGAUCUAUAAGUGGGCUCUUCCUGUCAUUUCCAGUGAUUCCUUGGCUGUCAAGAUUCUUUACCCCAUUUUCUGGGGAUUAAUGACCCUCAGCACAUUUGGGAAUGAUCUUGAACCAACUAGUAACUGGUUGGAAGUGAUGUUCAGCAUAUGCCUAGUACUGAGUGGGUUGAUGCUCUUCACUUUGUUGAUUGGUAACAUUCAGGUGUUCUUGCACGCGGUGAUGGCGACGAAGAGAAAGAUGCAGCUGAGGUGCAGAGACAUGGAGUGGUGGAUGAGAAGAAGACAGCUGCCUUCCCGCUUGAGGCAGAGAGUUCGGCACUACGAGCGCCAGAGAUGGACGACCAUGGGAGGCGAGGAUGAGAUGGAAAUGAUCAAAGACUUGCCCGAAGGGCUACGGCGAGACAUCAAACGAUACCUCUGCCUCGACCUCAUCAAGAAGGUGCCGUUGUUUCAUAACUUGGACGAUUUGAUUCUCGACAACAUAUGUGACAGAGUCAAGCCAAUCGUGUUCUCCAAGGAUGAGAAGAUAAUCAGAGAAGGCGAUCCAGUAUCAAGAAUGGUGUUCUUAGUCCGCGGGAAGAUAAAAAGUUCACAGAGGCUAAGCAAAGGAGUUGUAGCAACAAACGUGCUUGAAGCUGGAGGCUUCCUCGGCGACGAACUUUUGUCAUGGUGUCUACGCCGGCCAUUCAACGAGCGGCUUCCAGCUUCGUCGGCGACGUUCGUGUGCAUAGAAGCCGCGGAGGCAUUUGCUCUCGACGCCAACCACUUGAAGUACAUUACGGAUCAUUUCCGGUACAAGUUUGCGAACGAGAGGCUAAAGAGGACGGCGAGGUAUUACUCUUCGAACUGGCGGACGUGGGCGGCCGUGAACAUUCAGUUUGCGUGGCGGCGGUACAGGCGGAGGACCAGAGGUGGCGGUGGUGCUGGUCCGAUGAACCCUGUCGUGGAGAGUGGUGGGGAUGUGGAAAAUAAGUUAUUGAGGUAUGCUGCCAUGUUCAUGUCGAUUCGACCACAUGACCACCUUGAAUGAAUGAAGUCGGAUAGAAGGGUGAAUUAGAGUGCAAUGUUUUUGGGAGAAUCUUGCUUUUUUUUUUUUCUUGUGUUUGUUCAUUUGUUGUCAGAUGAUGAACAAAGCAUAUCCUCCAGUAUGUUCAUGUUAUAUGAUCAUGUUGGAGGGUAUUCUCAUUGAUACCUCCAUGAAUAAAGAAAAUAAAUUAGUUGGUUCUUUUUGGAGUAGGGUUCUUGAUACCAUGACAGGCAAACACUAAAUGUAAUGUAAUGGUAGGCAAACUUCUAUAAGAGGCCUCAAUAAACUAAACAGGGGAUA
Messenger RNA from Linum trigynum, 5435 nucleotides. NCBI's taxonomy places the organism in Eukaryota, Viridiplantae, Streptophyta, Magnoliopsida, Malpighiales, Linaceae. The record is from the annotation of a GenBank genome assembly.